UUGUUUUUGUGACGGCGUAUCCCGGCGGUGUAACCGGAGAGGCGCCUCCUGCUCCUCCUCCUCCUCCUUUUCGCCUCCUCCUCCUGCUCGCAGAGGGAAUGCGGGAGCUGCAAUGGAGCACAAUGAAAUCCAGUGGUCGGGUGCUCCCUCCUGUCAGCGUGGCACCUUCUCCUUCUACAAAUCAGUGAGCAGCAGAUCUGGAACCGAUGGGCCACUGAAGGUGUGGAGGCUCGGAGAGUUCUACUUCAUCCGCUGUGGACCGCAGGAUCCUGUGUGCGUCGCUGAGGUGACAUUACUAUGGGAGGACCAGACACAGCGCCACCUUCUGGCCAGUGCCAGACUCUACUUUUUACCUGAAGAUACACCAAGGGGGCGGACCAGGGAACAUGGAGAGGAUGAGGUUCUGGCAGUGUCCAGGAAGAUGGUGGUGAGGGUGGAGGACCUGGUGAAGUGGUCUUGUCUGAAGCCCAGCAGUUGGAUCAGAAGCCAGAAGCAGCUGCCUUUGUCGUGUGAAACCAACAGUGUCCACAAACCUCCACAGAACACUGACACAGACGGCAGCAACAACAACAACAACAACAACAACAACAACGUCUCGACUGAGAAUGACUCUCCGGUCCAACAAAACGUCAAAGUUCUCAGUUACCCACAGUACUGUCGGUUCCGCUCCCUGCAGAGGCGUGUCCAGGAUGCGGCGAGGGGUCCUGGGCUGCAGGACCCUCAUCUACUGGCUCUGGGUGGAGUCAAGGCCCUGCCCAACACUAGGCUGCUGUACUGCAGGGACACGUUCAACCACCCGACCCUGGAGAGCAGCACCGUCUUCUCCUGGCAGUUCAGAAGUCCAUCUCUAAGUCUCCGGGGUCGACCUCGGAAGAGACGAGGUCACGACGGCAAAGACUCGCCGACAUUCAGCCAAUCAGAGUCCUGGAUCGAGAAAAUGAAGGAGAACGUGAUGGGCAGCGUGGAGCUGGGCGGUGAGAACAGCUGGCUUCCUCAUCCUGAAGAGCAGCUGUUCUUGGACCAGCUCUACACCUUCAUGGACCAGCAGGGGUCGCCCAUCAUCAAAGUUCCAAACCUGGGAUUCAAGAAGAUCGACCUCUUCCUCAUGUUCUCGGUGGUCAGGAGGCUGGGGGGGUACAAGAAGGUAACGACGGAGCGUCUGUGGAAGUGUGUGUACAACGAGCUGGGAGGAUGUCCAGGAAGUACCAGUGCUGCCACCUGUACCAGGAAACACUAUGAGAGGCUGAUCCUUCCGUAUGAAGAACAUCUCAGAACAGGUGGAACUGAAUUCAAAAUCCCACAAUCCCCUUCACCUCCCAAACCCAGAGGGAUCAGAGGAAGAAAACCACUUCCCAGAGGCAGGAAACCUGGACCUAAACCCAAGGAGAAGAUCUCCAGCUCCUCCUGCUCCUCCUGCUCCUCCACAGCUCUGAUAACUUACACUGAGUCUUUCCCUCAGACUAUGGUGAACCCUGAUGCUCCUGUUGUGGUGAAGCGGGGUCGAGGUCGACCUCCCGGAACUCGUAACAAGACCACGCUGCUGGCCGAGGCCAAACUGUUGACUCAGCAGUCCACCAAAGUCCCACAGACCCCCGGUCUUCUGAUUCCUCCUAAAGGAGGAGGAGGAGGAGGAGGAGGAGGAGGAGCCAGGCCCAGCAGCACACACAGGCCUCCUGUUCUCACAGUCAACCUGCCUCUGACCCCCGACCUCUCCCCCAUGUCCACCUCCUUCCUGCCGUUCCCGCUGAACCCCAAGGAGCUCAAACCUGAGCGGGCGGAGUCCACGGUCUCCCCCCCGGGUGUCAUCCUGUCCACUCUGCCUCCACACAUUGUGGGGGGGUCGCUGGGGGGCUUCAGCCCCAUCAAGGGCAUUUGUCCUUUAGACGUCUUCAGGAACCGCUUCAAUCUACAGAGGGCGCCAGAGAGUCCAGCGGUGACCCCACAGGACCCGGCUCUGCGUCGCCCCAGCAUCUACACCUCCGCUCCAGACGCCCCUCACCAGAGUGGAGAGCAGCUCCAGGCUCCGCCCUCUGGACCCCAGCAGCACGGCCGCGCCUCCGGCUUCAGUGUCGAUGAAGUCGCCCAGGUGAGUGUGGGCUGCAGGGACGCUAGGCUCCGCCCCCCGCUGCCUCCUCUCAGGGUCCUGCCUCUGAACCUGGACUGCAGCGUUCAGGUGUGUCAGUUGAUGAAGAGCCGGCGUCUGGACCCGUCGCAGCUGCAGACCUUCACUCGUCGGUUGUCGGAGGCGCUGUCGCAGGACCUCAGCCCCAAACCGCCCUGCUCGCCAAUGACUCCGCCCCCUGAGCAGGCGCUACCGCUCAACCUCAGCAAACGCUUCGUGGUGAAGAGACCCAGCACGGAGGGACUGGAGCUGUUCCCGGUGCAGAGCAACGGGAACGUGGACCUGUUGCAGCAGGCGUUUUCAAAGAGACCCAGACCAGGUGUGGAAAACUCUGGUGAUUUCCACCAGGGGGCCAAGUCAUCCAGCUCCACGGGAAGUGCCGCCGAGGAGGACGUGGAGAUGAAAAACCCGGAGGAGCCGGCGGACCUGAGCUCUCCGAGCAGGAUCAGGGCGUUUCUGCUUGGACUUCCUCCGUUCCAGGUCAAACUGGAGGAGGAUCUGAACGGGACCAGGUUUGGGAAGUUCCACCCAGCAGGGUCUGACAGUAAUGUGGAGCAACCUGAAGGAGGCGCUGCAGCAGUGAAGAAGGACGUGAUGUCAACGGAGGAGGCCGCGGAGAAGAACAAUGUGCAGCAGGCGGAGUCGGAGUACAGCAGCUCCGCCCACUGUGCUGGUCCUGGACCAGUGGCCACGCCCUCAAAGUCAAACGCUCACUGUUUUUAGUAUUUUUCCAAUGACAGGUCUGCGGUUCGGCCGCUCUGUCGGACCUUCAGACAGUCUCGUCCCGGUCUUUGGUUCUGAUUGAACAUGUGACAAUCAUCAGUGGGUUUGGUCCGGUUCGGAGAGCGGGCCGAGGAACGCCGUUCUGACCUCUGUCACUCUCCAUCAACAGUAAAAAAAUGGUAUUAGGUAAAAAAAAAAAAAAAAUGGACGAUGCUAUGCAUCAUGAUGUGGUCACAUGGUGGCGCCACUGCAUGUGCAGACUUUUAAAAUCCUCCUCUACGUCAGUAGAGAAAGGUGUAUUUUCUGAUCAAGUGUUUUAAGGUGGAGCGCGUGCUGUAAGCCGUUAGCUCCCGUUAGCUCCCGUUAGCUCAAAUGCGUUAAUGUUCACACGUACGUGCCUUAAAUCCAACACCGCGAACCGUGAGCUUCUCAGGUGUGGGUUCACCUUCAUGUGGGUGUGGUUUCCCUCCUCCUCUUUUAUUGUUUUCUAAUUAGCGCCUCUGCUGUUCUGUCUGUGUCACUGUCGCCGUAGGACGUGACAUCAUCAGCCAUCGCACCGACCAGUCUGUAGCCCAAACUUUCAGUCUACCUCAGGAUAUCUCAAUAAAAAUGGUUUUUCACCAGCAUUUCCUGUUCCCAGGGGGCGGAGCCUAUUAUCACCUGUACAGUCCCAGUGAGUCACAACGCUAACCCUAAACCAAUGAAACGACGCGACCGCAGCAGGACUGGAGAUGAUUGGCUGGUAUUGGUGUAAAAAUGGUUUUCAGUAAAGUGAACUCUUCUUCUCAUUGGUCGCUCCACCUUCCCUUCUUACAGUGCCAACAUAAGCCCCGCCCCCUGUGUAUCGCCACAAACACCUCACACGACUGUAAAAAACUUCCGUUUUUUCUCCUCUGCUGCAGCAGACGACGGUUGACGUUUGCACACCUACUGUAGCUGUUAGCUUGGACGCUCACUCCAUCGUGUUAUUUAUGUCCGCCAUGUCAACGUUCUUUGUUUUUGUUUUUUAAUGUGGAAUUGACCCACGACACCGAACGUCACUGGUGCUGUUUGUUCCUCGUUAUCAAAGCUGUCGUCGUGAUUCUGUCGA
Molecule: messenger RNA, 3935 nt
Organism: Cynoglossus semilaevis (tongue sole)
Lineage: Eukaryota; Metazoa; Chordata; Actinopteri; Pleuronectiformes; Cynoglossidae
Product: AT-rich interactive domain-containing protein 5B
Exons: 12
Coding region: 113-2845 (910 amino acids)
Biological process (GO): regulation of transcription by RNA polymerase II
Cellular component (GO): nucleus
Molecular function (GO): transcription cis-regulatory region binding
Source: RefSeq, a predicted model, not a curated record